Messenger RNA from Thlaspi arvense, 1331 nucleotides. The record is from the annotation of a GenBank genome assembly. Lineage: Eukaryota; Viridiplantae; Streptophyta; Magnoliopsida; Brassicales; Brassicaceae.
AUGUUAACAGUGGAGAAGCGUGGGUGUUUUCAUUUCUUGGGGAAAAUGAAGUGCUUCUUAUUCCCUCUUGGGGACAAGAAAGAUGAACAGAGGAGCCCUAAACCGGUUUCACCCACGUCUCACUUCUCUGGAACGAGCACGGUUUCAUCCACUGGGAGGAACUCGAACCCGAGCAUCUCCGCCAGAGAAAACAAUCUCAGAGAGUUCACCAUUUCUGAUCUCAAAUCCGCCACAAGGAACUUCAGCCGCUCUGUUAUGAUCGGGGAAGGCGGUUUCGGCUGUGUCUACUGGGGAACAAUCAAGAGCUUAGACGACCCGUCAAAGAAAAUCGAAGUCGCGGUUAAGCAGCUCGGCAAGAGAGGCUUACAGGCAAGGCUCUUCUUCUUCUUCUUCUUUGCACAAGACGCAGCUCGGGGUUUAACAUACCUCCACGAAGAAAUGGACUUCCAAAUAAUAUUCCGUGACUUCAAGUCGUCUAACAUUCUCUUAGACGAGGAUUGGAAAGCAAAGCUUUCGGAUUUCGGUUUGGCUCGCUUAGGUCCUUCACCAGGAUCAACCCAUGUUUCUACUGGUGUAGUAGGAACAAUGGGUUACGCAGCUCCAGAAUAUAUCCAGACCGGUCGUCUCACAUCUAAAAGCGACGUGUGGGGCUAUGGAGUUUUCAUUUAUGAGCUCAUUACAGGAAGGAGGCCGCUUGACCGGAACAGACCUAAAGGAGAGCAGAAGCUUCUAGAGUGGGUGAGACCUUACUUAACCGACACAAAGAGGUUUCGGCUCAUAGUAGACCCGAGGCUCGAAGGCAAAUACUUGAUCAAACCGGUCCAGAAACUAGCGGUUGUAGCCAACCUUUGCCUUGCUAGGAACCCAAAGACCCGUCCAAAGAUGAGUGAGGUGUUAGAGAUGGUGACGAAGAUUGUGGACGCUUCUUCGCCUGGGAAUGGUUCCAAGAAGCAGCUGCUGGUUCCGCUCAAGAGCCUAGAAGCUUCUAGAGACGAGGAAGGGAAGAACAAGAGGGUUCUUGAUGGUGACGAUGGAGGUUGGUUAGAAAAAUUAUGGAACCCAAAGAAUGUGAGAGCUUGUUGAUUUGAAGUAAAGUCGGAAACAACUUUUAGUACACUACAGCCUUCUCUUAUUUUCUGUAUUUUAAGAAAUUCUUUUUUUCUUUCUUUUUGUUUACUUGUUAAUUUGAAUUUGUAACUUAAAAUGUUGGUGUGGCGUUUCAGUAUUAAGCAUAACAAAGGAGACAGAUGUAUUGAGCUGAUAUGUCUUAAUUUUUUGUGUUCAAUUGAAUAAUAACAUCACUAGUAAUUAGUAAAGCUCCUUAACUUUUC